Quercus robur (English oak) is the source of this 1686-nucleotide messenger RNA. RefSeq names its product glycylpeptide N-tetradecanoyltransferase 1-like. Gene Ontology annotation, biological process: N-terminal peptidyl-glycine N-myristoylation. Bases 143 to 1447 code for a protein of 434 amino acids. The record is from RefSeq and is a predicted model, not a curated record. Lineage: Eukaryota; Viridiplantae; Streptophyta; Magnoliopsida; Fagales; Fagaceae. Gene Ontology annotation, cellular component: cytoplasm. Gene Ontology annotation, molecular function: glycylpeptide N-tetradecanoyltransferase activity. The transcript has 2 exons.
UAUUUCCACGCUUUCAUUUCCGCUAUUUCCAAUGCUACCCUCACUCUCUUUCUCUCUCUGUGAAAACCUAGAUCUCUGAGAGCUCAAAGAGAUCAGCUUGAUUCGUUAAUUUUCAAUCGCACACUCAUACAGAAAUUACAGAAUGGUUGAUAGCAAUGCAUCAUCUGGAUCACCUGAAGAAACACAAAACCCGAAUCCUGAUGGGAAUGAACCUUCUGAGAGUGACCUCACACUUGAUGCUUUAACUCGAAAGGUUCAAGAAUCUCUCUCUCUUGGAAAGAAACAUAAGUUUUGGGAAACCCAACCAGUUGGGCAAUUUAAGGAUGUAGGGGAUUCCAAUUUGCCUGAGGGCCCGAUUGAACCCCCAACUCCUUUAUCUGAAGUCAAACAAGAACCCUACAACCUUCCCAACCUUUAUGAAUGGGUUACUUGUGAUAUGGAUUCCGAAGAGACGUGCAAUGAAGUGUAUAUCCUUCUCACUAAUAACUAUGUUGAGGAUGAUGACAGCAUGUUCAGAUUUAACUAUUCAAAAGAGUUUCUUCGCUGGGCUUUACGCCCUCCUGGUUAUUUCAGGAGUUGGCACAUUGGUGUCCGUGUCAAAAGUUCAAAGAAGUUGGUUGCUUUUAUAACUGGUGUUCCAGCCAGAAUCCGGGUCCGUGAUGAUAUUGUCACCAUGGCAGAGGUUAAUUUCCUUUGUGUGCAUAAGAAGCUUAGAUCAAAGAGACUUGCUCCUGUCAUGAUCAAAGAGGUGACCAGGAGGGUUCACUUGGAGAACAUGUGGCAAGCAGCCUAUACUGCAGGAGUGGUUCUUCCAACGCCAAUUUCAACUUGCCAAUAUUGGCAUAGAUCUUUGAAUCCAAAAAAGCUGAUUGAUGUUGGGUUUUCAAGACUUGGUGCGAGGAUGACAAUGAGUAGAACAAUCAAGCUCUACAAGUUACCAGAGUCAACAGUUACUCCAGGUUUCAGAAAGAUGGAGCUCCAUGAUGUUCCUGCAGUUACACGGCUACUUAGGACCUAUUUGAGCCAGUUUGCUGUUGCACCGGAUUUUGAUGAAAAUGAUGUGGAGCAUUGGUUGCUUCCAAAGGAGGACGUCGUGGAUAGUUAUCUGGUUGAAAGUCCUGAAACUCAUGAAAUAACUGAUUUCAGCAGUUUCUACACACUUCCUUCAUCUAUCCUGGGGAACCAGAAUUAUUCAAUUUUGAAGGCAGCUUAUUCAUAUUAUAAUGUUGCCACGAGCACUCCUUUGCUUCAACUGAUGAAUGAUGCUCUUAUCAUGGCAAAACAGAAGGACUAUGAUGUUUUCAAUGCAUUGGAUGUCAUGCAAAAUGAAUCUUUCUUGAAGGAACUGAAGUUUGGUCCAGGUGAUGGAAAACUGCACUACUAUCUUUACAACUAUCGGAUAAAACAAGCACUGAAGUCAUCGGAGCUUGGACUUGUGCUUUUAUAGUUUAAGCUCUGAAAUUUUGAUUGUGGCAAGGAUUAGAACUACCUUUGGUAAAGUUUGUUUUAAGGUUGCAUUGUUUUUGGAAAUCAAUGUAGAUUUUAUUGUGCCAGUGAAGCUAACAAAUGUUGUGAACUUUUUUUUUGGCUUGAUUUUUCUAGGAAAUUGUGGAAUUUCAUGCGCUUCAUGUAUUGUUAGGACCGAAAGAUGAUUGGAAAAUUGAAAAUCAAUUUUGUUCUUAGUAA